Messenger RNA from Pieris napi, 1341 nucleotides. Its product is annotated as RYamide receptor-like. Gene Ontology annotation, molecular function: neuropeptide Y receptor activity. The record is from RefSeq and is a predicted model, not a curated record. Lineage: Eukaryota; Metazoa; Arthropoda; Insecta; Lepidoptera; Pieridae. The transcript is spliced from 6 exons. Gene Ontology annotation, cellular component: membrane. Gene Ontology annotation, biological process: neuropeptide signaling pathway. The coding region runs from base 44 to 1291 and encodes 415 amino acids.
AUAAAGACAGACAUCACCUAAACGUAAUAAAGAAUGAUUACGCAUGAUGGUGGAUGUUUCUGAGUACCAGGAGAUAACCACAGAAUACAAUAACAUCAAUUUGACAGUCAAUAAAACAUGGACGAGAGAGCUGACAUGUACUGUGGACACCAGCAAUUUCCUAUCCACACCAUUAUUCCAUUCCCUAGUCUAUAUCCUUUACUCUACAAUUUUUAUCACGUCCCUUUCCGGAAACGGUCUGGUGUGCUUCAUCGUUCAAAGCUCCCCCAGGAUGAAGACUGUUACGAACUAUUUUAUUAUGAACCUCGCUAUUGGUGACAUUUUAAUGACAUUACUGUGUAUACCGUUUACUUUUGUGCCGAUGCUAGUAUUGAGAAAGUGGCCUUUUGGGCAGGUGAUGUGUAAACUUGUGAACUAUGCCCAGGUGGUAUCGGUGUUUGUGAGUGCGUAUACGUUGUUAGCGAUCUCGAUAGAUAGGUAUAUGGCGAUUAUGAGGCCGCUGAAACCGCGUUUGGGGCGGGUCGCUGCUAAGUUUAUUGUGAGCGGUGUCUGGGCGAGUGCCUGUGCGACUGCUGCUCCAAUCUUCAUUGUAUCGGAGAUCAAGAGGCCGACUGAAUGGCAUGAGUUCUGUGAAGAGGAUCUCUGCUUGGAACAGUGGGAGAAAUCGGAACACAGCCAGCAAUACUCAUACGUCCUUUUGACACUUCAAUUCGCGCUGCCAUUGACAGCACUUGUAUUGACAUAUGCGAGAAUAGCUCACGUGGUUUGGGGCGGGAAGCCCCCAGGUGAGGCUGAGAGUCUUCGGGAUUCACGGAUGCAGCUUGCUAAAAGAAAGAUGAUAAAAAUGAUGGUGACUGUCGUUGUGGUGUUUACAAUCUGCUGGCUACCGCUGAAUAUUUUUAUUAUAUUAUGGACCAUUCACGCAGAAGACAUGACAUGGGCGACGUGGCCAGGGAUGCCAUAUGUCUGGUUCGUUUGUCAUUGGCUGGCCAUGUCCCACUGCUGCUACAACCCCAUCAUCUACUGUUACAUGAACUCAAGGUAUCGCCGAGGGUUUCAACAGGCUCUCAGUUGUAUACUGCGUCCGCGCACGAACAGCAGCACUGGCCAGCAGGGCCAUUGCAGCGGGGAUGCAUUGCCCUUAACAGCAGAUCUUAUGGGUACCAAUGGAAUCGCACGUCGGGGGACGUCCAGCACAAACGUCAGUAGGCGUUUGACAGGCUCGUCUUUCAUUUCUAUGCCACGUAACGCUCCCAUCCGAGCGCUCUCCGUACGAUCCCAUUUCCACUGAAGAUAUACUAUAGUAUUAUAAUUAUACAAAUUGUUAUUGAUAAUAAAACU